Messenger RNA from Nothoprocta perdicaria, 469 nucleotides. It is a transcript of the gene GPLD1, whose product is annotated as glycosylphosphatidylinositol specific phospholipase D1. Gene Ontology annotation, molecular function: GPI anchor phospholipase D activity. The transcript has 5 exons. Gene Ontology annotation, cellular component: extracellular matrix; extracellular region. The record is from RefSeq and is a predicted model, not a curated record. NCBI's taxonomy places the organism in Eukaryota, Metazoa, Chordata, Aves, Tinamiformes, Tinamidae. The annotation marks the transcript as partial.
GGUCCAUUCCAAAGGUGUCGGCGCCAUGGGUGGCAGCAGGAGCAGCGCGGCGCUGCUGGCCGUGCUGCUCGGCGCGCUCUGCCCGCGCAGCCUGCCCUGCGGCAUCUCCACGCACGUUGAAGUAGCACAUAGAGCUCUGGAAUUUUUCAGCAAGCAUGAAGGGAAUGUUAACUACAGACAGUUGUUACUAAAUCACCAAGAUGCAUUUCAGGCUGGGAGCAUUUAUCCUGAUGCGUUUUAUCCAUCAAUCUGCAAAAAUGGAAUAUAUCAUGGUGUCUCUGAAGACACUCACUGGUCACCCUUUCUCAAUGCAAGUAUUCAGUAUAUCAGAAGGAAUUAUCCUCAGCCUUGGGAAGAGGCUACAGAGAAGCUGGUAGCUUUCCUGUUUGGAAUUGCCUCGCACAUGGUUGCGGAUGUCAGCUGGCAUAGCCUGGGCAUUGAACAAGGAUUCCUAGAGGCCAUGGGAGAG